AAGGGUUGGUUCGGUUGUUGACUUGGAUUUGGUUGGAUAUCAGUGGUCUGCAAAAGCAACACACUUGUGUCGCUGUGUGCGUGAGGAGGACGAGGUGUUCCAAAUUUCCGUGUGAGCAAGUACGAUUUCGGUUGGUUAUUUUUAAGAUCGGCACCGGCGUUUCCUGUUAUGACUCAUAAGUUACUUAUUUUUUACAUUCACCAAUAAGUGUAAUUUUCUGAACAAUGCCUGUUAUCUUACUGGAAAGGCUUCCACUUCCUAGCCUCAAAGCUUACACAGUUAUCAGUGCUGUAUUAUUAUCUUGUUCCGUAUAUUAUGCUGUUCAUGUGACAAGUGAUCCAAGCUGGAAAAACAAUUCAACAUCAAUUAUUAACAUCGAAACAUUAGAAGCCGUUAAAAAUGAUUCUUAUGAUGUCGUGGGUGGGUUAUCUAAGAAACUGUCAUCCCUUGGCGUUUUUAUUACUGACAUUGUGACAUUUAUGAUUCAAGAGCCGUUAUGUAUUUGGACACUGAUCAACACGGCGUACUGCACACUGAUCCUGCUGGGCAAGUUCAUUCAGCGGUUGGUGUUUGGAGAGCUCAGGGUUUCCGAGCAACAACAUCUCAAGGAUAAAUUCUGGAACUUUGUGUUCUACAAGUUCAUCUUUGUGUUCGGAGUGAUCAACGUUCAGUACAUGGACGAGGUGGUGAUGUGGUGUGCCUGGUUCAGUGUGCUCGGCUCGCUACACCUGCUGGCACAGCUGUGCAAGGAUCGCUUUGAAUACUUGUCGUUCUCACCGACUACCCCAGGCUGGUCACACCUGCGACUAGUCGUGUUGCUGGCUUGCAUCCUCUGCUUGUCUGGUAUCAUGUUCCUCAUCUGCGUGGCAGUCGGCUUACUCUACGCUGGCCUCAACACUUUCGCCUUCAUGGCUGCUGAGUGUGUCCUGUUGUCGGUGCGUACGCUUCACACGUUGCUGCGCUACGCUCUGCAUGUGUACGAUGUGCGCGGUGGCGGCGGCCGUGUCUGGGAAAAGCGCGGAGCUCUCGCAUACUACACUGAGUUGGUGUUUGAGCUGGGUGCGCUCUUCAUAGAACUGCUGCACCACGUCCACAUGCUGCUCUGGAGCAACAUCUUUCUGUCCAUGGCAUCUCUGGUCAUCUGCAUGCAUCUGCGCUACCUCUUGCACGAGAUACAGCGGCGGGUCAAGAAACACCGCAACUACCUGUGGGUCCUCUAUCACAUGGAGCAGAGUUAUCCGAUGGCUUCCAAUACGGAGCUGGCUGAAAACUCUGACAACUGUGCCAUCUGCUGGGAGAAAAUGGAGUCAGCUCGCAAACUGCCCUGCACUCAUCUUUUCCACAAGUGAGUAGUGCUGUGUGUA
Molecule: messenger RNA, 1364 nt
Organism: Homalodisca vitripennis (glassy-winged sharpshooter)
Lineage: Eukaryota; Metazoa; Arthropoda; Insecta; Hemiptera; Cicadellidae
Product: E3 ubiquitin-protein ligase AMFR-like
Exons: 5
Coding region: 225-1349 (374 amino acids)
Biological process (GO): ubiquitin-dependent protein catabolic process; protein K48-linked ubiquitination; endoplasmic reticulum unfolded protein response
Cellular component (GO): ubiquitin ligase complex; endoplasmic reticulum; cytosol
Molecular function (GO): ubiquitin protein ligase activity
Source: RefSeq, a predicted model, not a curated record